This is a messenger RNA of Drosophila grimshawi, 4186 nucleotides long. RefSeq names its product probable multidrug resistance-associated protein lethal(2)03659. The transcript has 6 exons. Gene Ontology annotation, cellular component: membrane. Gene Ontology annotation, molecular function: ABC-type transporter activity; ATP hydrolysis activity; ATP binding. Gene Ontology annotation, biological process: transmembrane transport. NCBI's taxonomy places the organism in Eukaryota, Metazoa, Arthropoda, Insecta, Diptera, Drosophilidae. Bases 55 to 3969 code for a protein of 1304 amino acids. The record is from RefSeq and is a predicted model, not a curated record.
AGAAAUAGUCCGUCGAGCCGUUUACGCCGUAAAAAAGAUUCCGUGAAUGGCGCUAUGAAUACACAGUCGAAUAUUAAACGUGAAACGAAUCCGUUUCUGGAGGCAAAUUUGAUAUCAAAGUGGUUUUUUGUAUGGAUGCGACAUGUAUUUCGCAAAGGGCGCCGCGAAGAACUCAGUGACGAUGAGCUAUACGCAAAUCUGUCCUGCUUCGAUAGUGAAAAACUGACGGAUGGCUUGCAGCGGCCUUGGAUACGUGAAUCCCAACGGAAGCGGCCAAGUUUGCUGCAUCUGAUCUUCACAUUCUAUGGCUGGCAAUUCGUGCCCGUUUGCCUGAUCUACUCAAUCCUAGAAAUUGCUAUACACGCCUUUCAGCCACUAUUCCUGGGCGGACUGAUCUCGUACUUUGCCGAGGGACAGACUAGCAUCACCAAGGAGUCCGCUUAUCUGUAUGCGAUGGGCAUUGUGCUGUGCUCGCUGGUCACCUCGCUGGUGUUUCAUCCAUUUAUGUUUUAUGUGUUUGCCGUGGGCACCCGCAUACGGCUGGCCUGCGCUGGACUCAUAUACCGAAAGUGUCUGCGUGCGGCGAUCAAUGGCAGAGAAGGUCUCGGUGCUUUGGCCAUAUCAGUGAUGUCCAUCGAUUUGCCACAGUUCGAUUUGACGUUCUAUUUCUUUCACGAUCUGUGGAAGGGUCCCGUGGAGGCGAUCAUCUUUGGUUACAUUAUGUACAUGCGCAUUGGUUGGACAGCAAUCAUUGGAAUUGCGUUCAUAAUCCUGCUGAUUCCGUUGCAGGCCUGGGCUGCCAAGGCGGCAGCUCACUAUCGCACGAGGUCCGCGGAACAGCGAGAUCGCCGAGUCAAGCUGAUGAACGAGAUUAUUGGCGCCAUACAGGUGAUCAAAAUGUAUGCGUGGGAGCAGUCCUUCGCCAAGCUAAUUGCCCAUGUACGCGGACUGGAGGUGAAGUCGAUUCGCGGCUCCAUGUGCAUCUAUGCGGCGCUGCAGUGCACCGACAUGAUAUCGAAGGUGUCCCUCUUUCUCAGCCUCAUCGCUUACGUGUACACGGGAGAUGUGGUCACCGCCGAGAAGGUGUUCAUACUCUCGUCCUACUACAGCCUGCUCAACGAUUCAUUGCUUCACUUUUGGCCACUGGCUGUGACAACCUGGGCCCAGACUGUGGUCAGCGCCAGGCGUGUUACCGAUUUUCUCCAGCUGACUGAGUCCCCCACGGUCAAAGGUUGCUCAAGCUGUGGCGAUAAUCCCGCUCUGCAACUGGACUUGGGCAAACCGGCCAAGCCUAUAUUUGCUGGCCGGCUGCAUUGCACGGAGAGUUCUUUGAAAUCACUGCGCUUUCAGAAUGUCAGCGCCAGCUGGAACAAGCCAAGCAUUCUGCAGCAGCGACGAGCGCAUAUUGAAGGCAUCAGUUUUGAUCUGCAACAGGCACAAAUCGUGGGCAUUGUGGGCAACGUGGGCUCCGGAAAGAGUACCCUCCUCAACGUCAUCUUGGGCGAAGUGGAGCUAAUGCAGGGUCGUGUCGAACUGCACGGCAAGUUGAGCUAUGCUCCGCAAGAGCCCUGGGUCUUUCAGGGCAGCAUACGGGACAACAUACUGUUUGUGGAGCCCUACGAUGAGCAGCGCUAUCGUGCUGUGGUCCAUGCCUGCCAGCUGGACUGUGAUCUGGCGCUGUUGCCACAUGGCGACGCAACUGUGGUGGGUGAGCGUGGCAUCAGCUUGAGCGGUGGCCAGAAGGCAAGGAUUAGUCUGGCUCGUGCCGUCUACCGCCAGGCGGAUAUCUAUCUAUUCGAUGACCCUCUGGCAGCAGUGGAUUCCCGGGUGGGUAAACUGCUGAUGGACAAGUGCUUUCAUCGGUUUUUGGCUGACAAACUGCGGAUAUUGGUGACGCAUCACGUGCAGCUGCUGCAACAGGUGGACCACUUGCUAUUGCUCGACUCAGGUCGCUUAACCCACCAGGGCAGCUAUGCUGAGCUACGGGAUGUCAUCGAGAAGCAUGCAGCGCCUGACUUAGAUGCCAUUGAGACGGAUAAGCAACAGGUGAAGCGUGUGCUCAGUCAGGUGGACAGAAACUCCAAGCUGUCUCAGGACAUGUCUGAUGCUGCGGAUGAGCAGCAACAACAGCAAAAUGCCAAUGCGGAAUUGCAGCAACAAGGCGCCGUUGGCUAUGAUAUCUACCGGGACUACUUCCAGGCACUGGGUGCACCCAUCUUGGUGUGCAUAGUGCUCGCUCUCUUUGUGCUGGCACGCGUUUGCCAAGCCCUCAUGGACAUCUUCAUAUCGCGCUGGGCCACCUGGGAGGAGAAUCGAGAUUAUGCCAAUGCCGAGCAAUUCGAGGAGACGCGCACCCGUAUGGUCAUCUGGUAUUCGGUGCUGCUGCUGUGCACCCUGGCAUUGUACUUGCUGCGCACCUUUGGCUUCUUUCUGCUGUGCCUGCGCAUCUCGUUGCGACUGCACAAUCUGCUCUUCCAUGGGAUCAUACGUGCCCGCAUGCACUUCUUCAAUGCGAAUCCCUCGGGUCGUGUCCUCAAUCGAUUCUCCAGCGACAUUGAGAAUGUGGAUGUGGCCCUGCCGCAGGCCAUGAUGGACUCCCUUCAGUUUUUUGUGAAUGUGGUGGCCGUGUUGGUUAUAGUUGCCAUAGCCAACUAUUGGCUGCUCAUUCCCGCUGCGAUUAUGGUGGUUCUCAUGUAUCUGUGCCGUGCUUUCUACAUCGCAGCUAGUCGCAGUCUGAAGCGCAUUGAAAGUCUGACUCGCAGUCCAGUUUACUCGCAUGCCAAUCAAACUUUCGAAGGAUUGACCACAAUUCGGGCGCUGGAUGCGAUGCCACAGCUGGAGCAGACUUUCCAUGGACACCAGAAUACCAACUCCUCUGCUCUGUUCCUCUAUACGAGUGCGAAUCGUGCAUUCGCCUUUUGGACGGAUCUGAUCUGUGUGGUUUACAUACUGGCCGUAACAUUCAGUUUUCUGGUGAUCAACCAAAGCUUUUACAGCGGAGAUGUGGGUCUGGCCAUCACUCAAUCGAUGACCUUGGUCAUCAUGUGUCAGUGGGGCAUGCGGCAAACUGCAGAGCUCGAGAACAAGAUGACCAGUGUGGAGCGCAUUUUGGAGUACGCAAAGACGCCUUCGGAGCCACCGCUGGAGACGGCGAAAAAUGUGAAUCUACCCGCCGAAUGGCCACAGGCGGGUCAUCUGCGUUUCUGUGAGCUGCGCAUGCGUUACACACCUGAGGAUAAUGACAUUUUGAAGGGCCUUAACUUUGAGACACGAUCCAUGGAGAAGAUUGGAAUUGUGGGACGCACAGGCGCCGGCAAAUCCUCAAUUAUUCAGGCACUGUUUAGGCUGGCAGUCAACGAGGGCCUCAUCGAGAUCGAUGGCCAAAAUAUUGCGCAGUUGGGUCUGCAUGAUCUACGCAGUCGCAUCUCAAUCAUACCACAGGAAUCGGUGCUCUUUGCUGGCACUUUGCGUUUCAAUCUCGAUCCGUUUGACGAGAAAAGCGACGAGGCUCUGUGGGACGUGUUGCACGAUGUCAAGUUGAAGGCAUAUGUUCAUAGUCUGGAGGGUGGCCUCUACUGCCACAUGCAGGAGGGCGGCUCGAAUUUCAGCAUGGGCCAACGGCAAUUGGUUUGCCUGGCACGUGCCAUCCUGCGCAGCAAUCGAAUACUCAUCUUGGACGAGGCAACGGCCAACGUGGAUGCCGACACCGACAAACUGAUUCAGGAGACAAUCCAGACCAAGUUCGCCCAGUGCACGGUGCUAACAAUUGCACAUCGCCUGCACACAGUGAUGGACAACGACAGCGUUCUAGUUAUUGAUGCUGGCAAAAUAAUCGAAUUUGGACCGCCGCACGAGCUGCUCCAGCUCAAAGAUGGUGCCCUGCUCAAGCUGGUUAACCAGAAUGACUUGGUUACCAUAAAACAUCUCAAGAAAAUUGCCGCAGAUGCGUACAUGCGUAAAAACAAAUAAACCCAACCUAAUCUUAAAAUGUUCAUUAAUGCUGUAGUCUUCGCUGUGAUCUGUAAAAAUGAUUUUUUGUUUAUAUAUUUAAGUGAUUUUUUAUACAUAUACCAUAUACCAUAUUGAAAAGAAUCGCACAAAAAAUAAAUAAACUUGCGCCAGUUCUUAAAACAUAGUUCUUUCAAAUUGAUUUUGAAUCUGUUCGAAUAAAAACAAAAAAAAUGUU